This is a messenger RNA of Darwinula stevensoni, 939 nucleotides long. The record is from the annotation of a GenBank genome assembly. NCBI's taxonomy places the organism in Eukaryota, Metazoa, Arthropoda, Ostracoda, Podocopida, Darwinulidae.
UUUUAUUAUAAUUUGGCUAGAUUUGGCUCCACUGAAGUAUUGGGUUUGCUGGUAGGUUUAAGCCUGGUGCGCGAGCUCGGUCCGGUGGUGAGCGCAUUGUUGUUUGCUGGUCGCGCUGGGACGUCCUUGACUGCCGAAAUUGGUUUAAUGAAAGCUGGCGAGCAGCUCAGCGCUAUGGAGAUGAUGGCAGUAGACCCUUUCAAGCGCAUAUUGGCUCCCAGGUUUUGGGCUGGCGUGUUUAGCAUGCCGCUUUUGACAGCAGUAUUUAGCGCCGCAGGAAUAGUGGGCGCUUGGAUAGUGGCGGUUUUGAUGCUGGGAGUGGACAAUGGGGCUUUUUGGGGGCAGAUGCAAAAUGGCGUUGAUUGGAUAAGCGAUUUGGGCAAUGGCACCAUUAAGAGCGUGGUUUUUGGCAUUACAGUCACUUUUAUUGCGCUUUACCAAGGUUAUGAGGCACAGCCCACACCAGAAGGCGUCUCGCGCGCCACGACGCGAACGGUGGUCAGCGCUUCCCUUUGGGUAUUGGCGCUGGAUUUUAUUCUUACCGCCAUAAUAUUAACUAUCAUGCAACAAUCCAAAACUGAUAUUUGGGUAGGCCUGUUUGUACUGCUGGGCCUUACUGCCGUUUUGUUUUUGGCGCUCAAGUCUGCCAAUUUAUUAAAACUCUCCUUUGAGCCCACAUACACCGUUAGCGCCAAAUUCACCAAUAUUGGCGGCCUCAACAAUGGAGCUGCGGUGAAAAGUGCGGGGGUGGUGGUAGGACGCGUGAAAAAGAUUACGUUUGAUGAUAAAUCUUUCCAGGCUCAAGUAGAUAUUGCACUGGAAAAACAAUAUGCUUUUCCUAGCGACAGUUCUUUGCUUAUCCUUACCAGCGGUUUGUUGGGCGAGCAAUACAUAGGCGUGAGUGCGGGUGGAGAUACCACUAACUGGCAGCAAGGCGAU